ACUAGACCAACCUACUUCUGAUUAUACAUCUCAAUCCUUUCACUAAAAUCACCAUCAUGUCAACAAACUUUCUCAAAAGAAUGAAUCAAAUAUCACGUACUGGUUUACUUUUAUUCAUCUCCAUCACCCUUCUCUCAGCUUACUUCCUAUUCCCUUCUUCUCACAAAACCCCUUCAUUCCCUACUUUCCCAAAGGAUGAAUACGUUUAUCCUCUCGCUCAACAUGUCCAAGAACAACAAAGACCGAAAAGAGUGGGUAUUGUUGGUGCUGGUGCCAGUGGGAGUGCGGCUGCUUUCUUUUUGAGAAGAGCGGGGAAGGUAGUGAAGGAUAGAAUUGGGAAGGAAGUUUUAGGUGAGAUUGUGGUUUUUGAGAAAGAGGAUUAUGUUGGUGGACGAAGCACAACAGUUUUCCCACACUCUGACCCCCGUUACCGUCCCAUAGAACUUGGCGCUUCCAUAUUCGUCGAAGCCAAUCGUCAUCUAGUCAAAGCUGCAAAGAAAUUCAAUCUCACAACUAUCGAUCCAGACUUUGGAGAAGCAGGUGUAGGUAUAUGGGACGGUACUCAAUUCCUAUACACCACCUCUACCAAACAAUCUUAUUUCUCCUCUUGGCUCGACACUAUCUCCGCCAUCAGACGAUACGGUUUUUCGUCUCCUUAUAGAACCGACAAAUCCGUCAAAGUCUUGUUGAAGAAGUUUGCGAACCUUUAUAAUCCUCUUUGGCUCGCUGAGAAGGGUGCACCGAGUAGUAUUGAGGAUUUCGCUGAGAGGGCUGGACUGGGAAAGGAGUACACUACUAGAUGGGGGGAGGAAUAUGCUUUGAAGGUUGUGGGUGUGGGAGAGAAAUGGGAGUCGGAGAUCUGGGAGGGGAGUACUAGAGUUAAUUACGCAUCAGACAUGUCAGAUAUUCACGCCUUGGGAGCUUCAGUAUCCAUGGCCACCGGUGGUGCUAUGGCUGUCCAAGGUGGUAAUUGGCGUAUCUUUCAAUCCAUGUCAGAAGACUCCAAAGCGACCGUUCAUCUCGGUACUCAAGUGGUCGAUAUCAUACCCCUCCAAGAUGGUCGAUUUGACAUCGUGACCAAUACAACCGAUAUUGUCAGCGCUUCGUCCGAAUCAUUUGACCAAAUCUUUUUCGCUGCACCAUGGCAUUCCUCUCCCAUCAACAAAGAUCUUCAAUCACAAUUCCACGAACCGAUUCCGACUCAGAAAUACGUUCAUCUUCACGUAACGUUGAUCGGUACUACUCGUCGACAUGCUUCCCCAGAAUUCUUCGGUCUUCCCUCAACCACCACCAUCCCUUCUACGAUACUCACCACGGGUCAUACUUCUCGAAAUGACAAUACCCCGCCUCCCUUAUUCCAGAGUAUCACGUGGCAUGGAGAGACCGCACCGGGUUCAGGAGAGUAUGUGGUGAAGAUAUUUUCGUUGACUUAUCUCAAAGAAAGCAUUUUGAGUGAGUUAUUGGGAGAGGAACCUACUUGGGUGUUGAGGAAAGAAUGGGAUAGUUAUCCAAAGUUGAAGGUGACGGCUACGUAUGCGCCUGUGGAGCCAAUGAGAGGUUUGCAGUAUUUGGCUGCUUUGGAACCUUGGGUCUCUACGAUGGAAACGCAGACUAUAUCAGCAAGAGAUGCCGUGGCUAGGGUGGUGGAAGACUGGUGGGGAUUAGGAAUGGGAGAAUGUCGGGGUGGGGUAGAUUCUUGGGAUUGGUCAUGUGACCCUUAGUAAACCCCUUCGUUCCUCUGGUCGAUAAAACGAAGAGCCAGAAAGAUAUGACGAGAUCUAUGAUAUGAUGACAUCUUGUAUGAUUUGUGAGCUAGAAUGACAAUGCAUGUGUAAUGAUGAA
Molecule: messenger RNA, 1842 nt
Organism: Tremella mesenterica DSM 1558
Lineage: Eukaryota; Fungi; Basidiomycota; Tremellomycetes; Tremellales; Tremellaceae
Exons: 4
Coding region: 57-1721 (554 amino acids)
Biological process (GO): prenylated protein catabolic process; prenylcysteine catabolic process
Molecular function (GO): prenylcysteine oxidase activity
Source: RefSeq, a predicted model, not a curated record